UGUCGUUCUGUUUCUCUCUCUCUCUCUCUCUCUCUCAUAGCUGUUUUCUCUCUCUCCUCUUCGAGCUCUGGAAAUUGCAGCCACUUUCUUGGAGACGGAACAAGAAAAAUCCGGAGCUCUUCGAAAUUCUGCAAUUUUCUCAUCUGAAUUCCUCAAUCGGAAGCUUCAUCAAAUGUUAGAUUCUCUUCCGCCGGAGGUUUUGUUCUACAUCUUCCUCAAACUUUCCUCCAAAACCCUCAUACUCUGCAGCUGCGUUUCAAAACCAUGGCGUUCUCUAAUCACCGAUCCGGUUUUUGUCGUCUCUCACCUUAAUCAAUCCAACACGAACCGCGGCGGUGAUCGUCUACUUCUCCUCCGGCGGUGCUAUGGUACCGGUAGCAAGAAUGGCGAGCGCUACUCUCUGCAUUUCGAUACUGAAACCUUGGGGAUUUACAAGGAAUUGAAGCUUCCUUAUGUUAAUUGGAAUGAGAAUUUUAAACUGGUAGGUUCUUGUAACGGAUUGUUGUGUUUGUUAGGUUUGGAUAUUUUCUUGUGGAAUCCUUCGAUUCAGCGAUUCCUCGCUGUUCCUUGGCCGAGCGAUAUCUUCACUGUGUAUGGAACGCCGUACAAGUACGCGCUUGGAUUUGGCUUCGAUUCUCGCGCUAGCGACUUCAAAUUGGUUAGGUUAGUGUAUAUUGAAGGUGAAUCGCCUUUGUAUGAUUAUGAACUUCCGCCUAAGGUGGAGUUGUAUCAGCUUAGUACGCGUUCUUGGCGACAAAUUAUCGAUCCUGCUCCUUGUUAUGAAAUACUCAAAUCGCAAUGGACACAGAUUUUUAUGAACGAAGCUGUUCAUUGGAUUGCGUUCACUCGAAGCCGCAGAGGCUUUCGAUGCGUAAUUCUGAGGUUCCAUAUGGAUAGUGAAUCUUUCAGCACAAUUGCACUUCCACAUAGUUUGGUGAAUGAAUUUCCACAGAAUUUGAAAGUUGCAGUGCUUGGAGGAUCACUUUCUGUUCUUCAAUGCGGCUGGUAUCCUUUCGGUAAUAGAUACGUUUCAUCUGUUUGGAUGCUGAGAAAAUAUGAUGUACCUGAAUCUUGGACAAAAAUUCUGAGUGUUGAUCCAUCUCAAGGGCUGGGAAUGGCUCUCCGUUGCAGGGAAAACGGUGAGAUGCUUAUGACAUCUAGAAAUGGAGAACUGGUUUCAUACAAACCAGAGAAUCAAAUUGUGAAGGGGCUUGGAAUUCGUGGAGCUCAUGAUUCUUUCUUUCUGGAUACAUUUGUUGAAAGCAUAGCUCUGCUUAAUCAAGGGAAAAGAAUCGUGAAAGAAGUGCUUGAAGAUGACGAUUGGGAUGAAUAUCAUGGAACUUCUGCAACUCUCAACUAAAGCUUCAGAUCGGUAAGCAAUAAUGUUAGUGUAAAUUGAUUGAAAUUGUUUAUUUAGUUGCAGUUGAAUUGCAUCCUGUUCAUGUGUAUGUUAAUUGAAAUUGAAUACUGAGUUCCAUUUGAUUCUGUUUUCUUGAAUGAUUCUAUUGAAGUUUGAGUUCA
Cucurbita pepo subsp. pepo (vegetable marrow) is the source of this 1521-nucleotide messenger RNA. RefSeq names its product F-box protein CPR1. Gene Ontology annotation, molecular function: protein binding. NCBI's taxonomy places the organism in Eukaryota, Viridiplantae, Streptophyta, Magnoliopsida, Cucurbitales, Cucurbitaceae. The record is from RefSeq and is a predicted model, not a curated record.